Messenger RNA from Racocetra fulgida, 334 nucleotides. The record is from the annotation of a GenBank genome assembly. Lineage: Eukaryota; Fungi; Glomeromycota; Glomeromycetes; Diversisporales; Gigasporaceae.
UUACAAAGAGCCUACUAAUGAUGAUAAUGACAAUGAGUUAAUAGAAGAGAUGAAAGCGGAUAUUGAAGUACUUAAUUUUCAAAAUACAAUGGAUCUUGAAGCCUACAUUAAUUAUCUGGAGGAGGAAGAUACAAAUAAAGCCUUAAAUGAUCAGGAAAUCUUAACUUUAGUCACUAAUAUAGAACCCGAGAAAGAUCUAAAUGAAGAUGACAAUAGUGAAGAAGAUAAAGAUGACAGUAAAGAAAUCCCUUUAAUUACUCACCACGAAGUGUUAAAUGCCGUAGAGGUGCUGGAACAAUAUCUUAUACAGCAGGAUUUAAGUAAUAUAGCCUAG